Molecule: messenger RNA, 961 nt
Organism: Procambarus clarkii (red swamp crayfish)
Lineage: Eukaryota; Metazoa; Arthropoda; Malacostraca; Decapoda; Cambaridae
Source: RefSeq, a predicted model, not a curated record
AUGGAGAGGCGGCUGUACGAGGCGCGGGAGGUUGCGGCGCCGGAGCUGCGGCAGGCGGCGGGCGGCGACCAGCUGCCGCCCAAGGUGAAGGAGCAGGAUGUGGGCGUGGCUGAGGGCGUGGCGGGGGCGCGGGGGGGCGAGGAGGAGGACAGGCGUGUAGCCAUACGCAUCAAGCUGUGCGGGGAGUGCGGCGCACGCCACGUGGCCGGCACGUGCCCCUUCUCCCGCCCCACCCACGUGCUUCCCGACACGUGCUCCCCGCCCGCACACCCGCACGACCACCCGCAGCAGAACGGGGUGAUCGUGGCCCCGCCCCACCGCGACUCCCCCGUCAACCUCUCCGGGGGCGGGGGCGCGGGGCGGGAGGACGAGCGGGAGGGUGAGACGUGGAGAGACCCGCAGCGCCCCGGCACGCCCACCUGCUACGCCCGCGCCUCCCUCCCGCCCGGCCUCGCUCUAGAGCGACGCGUCCUCCCGCCGCCCCACGACAGCUCCGUCGACAGCGACAGCGACGUGGGCGUGGUGGGCGUGACGCAGGUGCCCGGGCGGCAGGUGGAGGUGGUGGUGGCGCGGGCGGCCAUCACCCGCUACACCCAGCUGGGCCCCGUGGUGGGCGUCCCCGUCAGGGAGAGGGACAUACCUGACGACUUCUGUAUGGUCAACCUCUGGGAGGUGUUCAGCGGUGAGGGGAAGCGGUACGUGAGCACGGUGGACCCGCGACGCAGCAACUGGACCCGCUACCUGAGACCCGCCCCGGACCGUGACUCUGCCAACCUGGUGGUCGUCCUCAGACCCGUCCUCGACCCCGGUGACGAUAGUACGGGGAUGCUUGUGAUGGGCGGCGUGGGCGGCGUGGGCGUGUUCCUCAUCACCACCCAGGACGUGAGUGUGGGCCAGGAGCUGAUGUUCUGGGCCCACGACCCCACCCUCGCCUGGUCCCGCAAGAAGAUGGAGAAAACCA